AAGGGCUCUGUGCAUUAUUCUUAUAACUAUGCACAGCAAGUCCAUAUCCCUUCUAAUGCUCAGCAACCAGGCCCAUCAUAUUUUAAAACUCCUCGAAAAUGUGGCCUUUUUGGAGUGUGUUACGAAGGGAUUCCCAGACAAGUGAACUAUCUUAUCGACGAAGCAGUUGAUGUUAGAAAGGGUGCAAAUUCCACUAUAAGUUAUGUACACGAUUUUUUUGAGUCGCAUGGGGCUGGGGAAACAGAUGCCCACAUCAAUGCUGAUAAUUGUGGGGGCAUAACAAAAAUAACUAUGUAAUCUGGUAUUACUGUUGGCGAGUUCUUUGUGGAAUGCACGAUUCUAUAUUGUACUCAUUUUUGAUUGCGGGUCAUACAAAGUUUAGUCCAGACUGGUGCUUUGGGUUGACGAAGCAGUCAUUUAGACGACGCUUCGUUUCUUCUCUUUUUGACCUCAUGGAGGUUGUAGAUAAGUCGACAUCAGUCAAGGGUGUCAACAUCGCUAAACUGUGUGGACUCCAUGAUGGCACCGUUUUAGUGCCAGUGUAUGAUUGGGUGACAUUUUUUGAACCGUAUUUUAAGAAAAUACCUGGAAUAAGCAACUUUCACCAUUUUCGCUUUCCUAAAGAGCACCCGGGCAUGGUUUUCUGUCGAACACAUGUUCACUCACCAGAAAUCGAAUUUCAAAUUCUUAAGGACCCCGCAGUGAAACCUCCUGCACACAAUCUGCCUCGCGUAAUCAUGCCAGUGGGCUUGAAUGAGGAAAGAAAACAUUAUUUGUACAGGGAAAUAAGAAAUUUCUGUCGCCCUGGGACAGAAAAUUUGGUUGCACCCGCGCCGUAA
Molecule: messenger RNA, 839 nt
Organism: Porites evermanni
Lineage: Eukaryota; Metazoa; Cnidaria; Anthozoa; Scleractinia; Poritidae
Source: the annotation of a GenBank genome assembly